Leptopilina heterotoma is the source of this 1732-nucleotide messenger RNA. RefSeq names its product sodium- and chloride-dependent GABA transporter 1-like. Gene Ontology annotation, cellular component: membrane. Gene Ontology annotation, biological process: sodium ion transmembrane transport. The record is from RefSeq and is a predicted model, not a curated record. Lineage: Eukaryota; Metazoa; Arthropoda; Insecta; Hymenoptera; Figitidae.
CUCUUCUAGUAAUCAAAAAUUUCAGGUAUUCCAAAUGUUCCAAAUCUUGUAACUUGUAAAAUGAAAAAAAAAAUGUUUGUAAUUUUCGAAACGAAAAUACACAAAACGGAAACUUGAACGGAAAUUAAUGAGUAAGUGAAGGACAGACAUAUAUCUCUAUCUUUCUCUGACUCAUUCUACAGAUUGCGAUUACAUUUCCGGUCCUGUCAGUUCCUGUUCAAGAAUCUAUUCUGCUAUUUGGGCUUGUGUCAUAUUUAUAAUUCAGUUUUAUAUUAGUCUUAAAUUAUAAUUAGACAAAAUGUAAGUAAUUGCAAAUAGAAUAAAUUACAUUCUCUAAUCGAGUGUUUUCGGGAAUAUUCGCUAAAUAAAAGAUGGCGGCCAAGUACAACACUUCCUGUUGCUUCUUGCUGUCGAUGUCGAAAAAAUUUAGAGAGAACACUAGAUUAUUGCUAAUUAUUUUCGUUUGUACAGUCACCAUUUUUCAGAUUUACAAGAUGUGGAAUGACAGAAAAAUGAUUCUUCGACAAUAUUUUGUAGCAAAUCAUGCAUGUCAAUUGCAAGUGUUUGAUCGAGUUUUGUAUUUAUGUUACCCGCAUUGCUUUAUAAAGGCGAGAAUGUGACAGCUCUUCGUCAUCUUUAUGCCGUUAUUUUCGGAACAAUAUUUCAGUGUGAUUAUGUUUUAGGUAUUCGAGGAGCCACGUGGGAAAAUUGGGGUGGAAUAAGAUGAUGCCUCCCACUUGCUUGGAUAAUCCGUUUUUGUCUGUUGAAAGGAGUUCAGUCUUUCGGAAAAAUCGUCUAUUUUGCUCCAUUGUUCCCAUAUUUUGCUCUAUUAACAAGAGAAAUUGAAAUUUUCAGGACGUGUCACAUUAUAAAAGAAGGACAUCGAAAGAAGAAAAUUCGCCAUCAGUUUAUAGUCGUCAAGAAUGUACGAGGUGAUGCAGUAUCCCAAACUUUUUUCUCCUUUGGAAUUGGAUGGUAUUCUCUGGUGACAUUGUCCAGCUGUAUCAACUUUACAAAUGUCACACAGCAAAUGCUGGUAAAUAGCGAUGCAAUCUUUGUUUCACCGGAAAUCCGUUGACGUGUUUUUGCUGGAUUUGCGAUAUUUUCCAUAAUGUUCCUGGCGCAACAGAUGAAUAUACCCAUCAGUGAAGUGGUCCAAAGCGGCACAUAACCUGAGGCAGUGGUGCGAAUGCCACUUCCUAACCUAUGGGCAAUUCUAUUCUUGGCAGCCGGCACCGCAGUUGUUGUUGUUGUUGUUGUGCUAGACGUUCCUGUCCGUUCCGGAUUCUCCUAUAUGGAUGCGAUGAAAAUACGAGACUUAUGUGAUUUUGGGAAUAUGCGCGCAACGCAACGUGCUUGGUUACUGGCAAUACCUAUGGUUUUCGAUGGGGGAAUUUACCUGUUCACUCUGAUGGACUGGAACACAGCUUCCUGGGCCAUGCUAUUGAUCGGUUUUGCAGAGAGAGUGAGUGAGAGAGAGGAGGUUGUACUUGCAUCGUCGUGGUGGUUCUACGGAUGCAACAAAUUUCUACAUAACAUCACGGAAAUGCAAAUGAACUUCGGAUGUUUACUGUACAGCUAUUGGCGGCUCAGCUGGAUCGUGCUUGCACCGAUUACCGCCUUGGUGAGUAUAUGCCUCGAUAUAUAUCUAUUCCGGACGUUACAUGGUUUCAACUUGUUGUGGGAUUUGUGGAUCUUCCACACGCAUCCUCCUCCACACACACAUAUCUAA